Tupaia belangeri chinensis (Chinese tree shrew) is the source of this 729-nucleotide messenger RNA. RefSeq names its product trafficking protein particle complex subunit 13. Bases 99 to 620 code for a protein of 173 amino acids. Lineage: Eukaryota; Metazoa; Chordata; Mammalia; Scandentia; Tupaiidae. Gene Ontology annotation, cellular component: TRAPPIII protein complex. The record is from RefSeq and is a predicted model, not a curated record. The transcript has 4 exons.
AAUAAAUAAACUUUUAAAAAUGCUAAAGAAUUUUCUCCAUCUCUGUCUCCACCCCUCUCAGCAUAUCUACAUUUGGGUCAAGAGCAUAUUUGCAACCAAUGGAUACACGUCAGUAUUUAUACUGCCUGAAGCCCAAGAAGGAGUUUGCAGAAAAAGCAGGCAUCAUUAAGGGAGUAACAGUGAUUGGAAAAUUGGAUAUAGUAUGGAAAACAAAUCUAGGUGAAAGGGGAAGGUUACAGACCAGCCAACUUCAAAGAAUGGCUCCAGGUUACGGAGACGUUAGGCUGUCUUUGGAGGCAAUCCCAGAUACUGUAAACCUAGAAGAACCUUUUCAUAUUACCUGUAAAAUAACAAACUGCAGCAGUGAAAGGACUAUGGACCUGGUUUUGGAAAUGUGCAAUACCAGCUCUAUCCACUGGUGUGGCAUUUCAGGAAGACAGCUUGGGAAGCUCCAUCCAAGUUCCUCUCUCUGCCUUGCCCUUACUCUACUGUCUUCAGUACAGGGACUGCAAAGCGUCUCUGGCUUAAGACUAACGGACACUUUCUUAAAGAGAACAUACGAAUAUGAUGACAUCGCACAAGUCUGUGUGGUAUCUUCAGCUAUUGAAGUGGAGAGCUGAAGGAAUUCUCCAGUGUUCUACGUUUUGUUUAGUUUCACAGAACUGCUUUCUGUAUUUUUUGUCACCUUUGUAAAAUAAUCAAGUCAGCAGUAAAAUUAAGUAUCUGUUA